Molecule: messenger RNA, 1543 nt
Organism: Rhizopus microsporus ATCC 52813
Lineage: Eukaryota; Fungi; Mucoromycota; Mucoromycetes; Mucorales; Rhizopodaceae
Exons: 8
Molecular function (GO): zinc ion binding
Source: RefSeq, a predicted model, not a curated record
UUAAAAGUCAAAUAGAAAGGCACCGUGACUGCGUCACCUUCGCCACACAACCUUUCUGAGAUUCAAUCAGUCUCGUCUUCUACUUUUGCAAUAAAAAAUGCCAAUAGAUGCAGAAAAGAAACAUCAACUAGAAGACAUUUUGUCAGACAAUGUCUCCAUCAUGGACACAGAAGAUGCUGAACAAGACUCUGGUAGCUUUAUCAUAGAAGAAGAGGCAAAAGAAGGGUUUUGUGUGGAAUGUAAAGACCAAGAGGCAGUUGUUCUUUGUACAAGCUGUAAUGAAGCCUUUUGUGAAGUCUGUUAUGGUAUGAUUCAUAGAACAGGAAAGAGAGCUACGCAUAAAGCAAGAAAAUACGCUACAAAAAUGGAAACAAAAGAGGAAGAAAGCAAAGAGGAAAGAGAAAAAUACACCGAAGAAAAUGUUGACGUGAAGCCUCAGUCGUUGUCAACGGAUAUCAAUAUUGGAGAAAUAAUGGAGAAUAGAGCAAAGUACAUACCAUUACGUUUACAAAUGGAGGAGAGAAAGUAUCUGCGUCUGUUAGAGGCAGCUCUGAACGUAACAGAGUACACAGACAAGAUUGAUGAUGCUUCAAACAUGGGAAAAGCGAAAAGAAUAGUGAAUCAAAUCAAAGAAUUAUGCGCCAUUUUGACAGGCAUCGUUCUUGCUUGUGAUUAUAAGCGUGGUCAAGAGUUAUUUGCGGAUAGAAGCUUUGAAGAGAAUGAAGAAUUCUUUCAAACCAUAUUUGAGAUUGGCCGUCGUCACAAGAUCAUGAACCCUGAAAAGAUGAGAUCUGCCUAUGGCAAACUCAUGUAUCUAUUGUCUGACUCGAUGAUCCCUGAAGUAAGAGAAAUGCUAGGCUUUGAUUGCGUUGUGCCAAUUAAAACCGUUUAUAACUUCUUGAAAGAAAGACAUGGGUUGAAGGUGCUGCAUGAGGAUAUCGUACUUUUGGCUACAAGAGAAAUUAUUCCUGAGGGUAAAACACGACCACAAAUUCAAGCAGAGAUCAGACGUAAAGAAAAGAGUAUCGAAAUCCUAAGUAGAAAGUAUCAAUCAAAAUACCUCUCUGCCGAUGAAAUCAGACACUGUUUGUACAGUAUUGGCGAUAAUAACGCCUAUUUAAGAGCUAAUCGUGAUCCUUGUGAAAAAAUGAUUCAAUAUCUCGAAAAGCUUUUUGAUCCCAAAAAUGAUAGUAGCAACGAGUUUUCAUUAUCCAUUGCUUCAGGAAACCAAGGCCAUCGUCUGAGUCAUGAUCACGAAACACAGUACAUCUAUGUGAAUCAAACAUUGAAACUUUGGCGCGAAAUUCUCAAUGACAUGUUCAAGCUUUGGACUCUGGCGGAUCAAGAUAUACUGUCACCCUCCAACCCUUACCGUCUCUCUCAGACAGGUCAAGGUCUUCACAGGGUUCAGGCAUGUCCUGCUAUCUCAAGAGAAAUGCAUCGUAUCCUUUUCAAGGCGCAAAAAAAGGCUGGUAUUUGGAUUGGCAGUAGCGUUAUUCACUUGGGCGAUAAAAAUGUGCCAAAUGCGCUCAUGUUUAUUGAC